This is a messenger RNA of Anastrepha obliqua, 3252 nucleotides long. It is a transcript of the gene beta'COP, whose product is annotated as coatomer subunit beta'. The transcript is spliced from 4 exons. The record is from RefSeq and is a predicted model, not a curated record. Gene Ontology annotation, biological process: retrograde vesicle-mediated transport, Golgi to endoplasmic reticulum; intra-Golgi vesicle-mediated transport; endoplasmic reticulum to Golgi vesicle-mediated transport. NCBI's taxonomy places the organism in Eukaryota, Metazoa, Arthropoda, Insecta, Diptera, Tephritidae. The coding region runs from base 153 to 2951 and encodes 932 amino acids. Gene Ontology annotation, cellular component: COPI vesicle coat. Gene Ontology annotation, molecular function: protein binding; structural molecule activity.
AUUUGACAUACACUUUAUGUAGAAACGUCAUUGAAUUUUUUCUUAUGAGCCAUUGGGGAAAGAAAUUGGCUGCGGUAGUAUUUGUUUAACAAAAAUUGAUGCUAAUUUCAUAAAUAUUUUAAACAGUGAACUCUAUACUACUUUUUAACAAAAUGCCUCUUAAAUUGGACAUAAAACGCCGGCUAACUUCGCGUUCCGAUCGAGUAAAGUGUGUUGAUCUGCACCCAUCAGAACCAUGGAUGUUGUGUGCACUUUACAAUGGCCACGUACACAUUAUGAACUAUGAGAAUCAACAAUUAGUAAAAGAUUUCGAAGUAUGUGAUGUGCCAGUACGUUGCGGACGUUUUGUGGCUAGAAAAAAUUGGCUCAUAACAGGCUCCGAUGAUAUGCAAAUACGUGUUUUCAACUAUAACACUCUUGAAAAGCUACAUUCGUUCGAGGCGCAUUCGGACUAUCUACGAUGCAUUGCCGUUCACCCGACGCAACCGCUAAUAUUGACAAGCAGUGAUGACAUGCUUAUAAAGUUAUGGAAUUGGGAAAAAAUGUGGGCAUGUCAACGCGUGUUUGAGGGUCACACCCACUAUGUUAUGCAGAUUGUGUUUAAUCCGAAAGACAAUAACACAUUUGCAUCGGCUUCACUAGACCGAACAGUAAAGGUUUGGCAACUCGGCUCAACCUUCGCAAACUUCACUCUUGAAGGCCAUGAGAAAGGAAUCAACUGCAUCGACUACUACCAUGGAGGUGAUAAACCCUAUUUGAUUUCUGGUGCAGAUGACCGACUAGUCAAGAUUUGGGACUAUCAAAACAAAACUUGUGUACAGACAUUGGAGGGACAUGCGCAAAAUAUAUCGGCGGUCUGUUUUCAUCCAGAGUUGCCCAUAGUUUUAACUGGUUCUGAGGAUGGCACAGUUCGAAUUUGGCAUUCGGGCACCUACCGUUUGGAGACUUGCCUCAACUAUGGAUUUGAACGAGUUUGGACAAUCGCGUGUAUGCGCGGCAGUAAUAACGUUGCCUUAGGCUAUGAUGAAGGAUCAAUUAUAAUAAAAGUCGGGCGAGAAGAACCAGCAAUGUCAAUGGAUGUAAUCGGCUCAAAAAUUAUUUGGGCUAAGCAUUCUGAAAUGCAGCAGGUCAAUUUAAAAGCAAUGGCUGAUGGUACCGAAAUUAAAGAUGGUGAACGCUUGCCAGUUGCCGUUAAAGAUAUGGGUGCCUGUGAAAUCUAUCCCCAAACCAUUGCGCACAAUCCCAAUGGCCGUUUUGUUGUAGUAUGUGGCGAUGGAGAAUACAUCAUUUACACAUCCAUGGCCUUGCGUAAUAAAGCAUUUGGGUCUGCCCAAGAAUUCGUUUGGGCAUUAGAGAGCAAUGAAUAUGCCAUACGAGAAAAUAAUGGAACAGUACGUCUAUUCCGCAACUUUAAGGAACGUAAGAGUUUCACCCCCGAAUACGGAGCAGAAAGUAUAUAUGGUGGUUAUUUGUUUGGUGUAAAAACAUCAUCUGGAUUGGCGUUUUAUGACUGGGAAACACUGCAGUUAGUGCGUCGCAUCGAAGUGCAGCCCCGACAUGUUUUUUGGAAUGAAGCUGGCACUCUAGUCUGUCUUGCUACCGAUGAAUCUUAUUUUAUACUCUCAGUAGACACAGCUGCUAUUGCAGCUGCUCUAGAGAGCAAGCAGGUACUCGAAGAUGAUGGCAUAGAAAGUGCCUUCGAUGUGUUGGGCGAGGUCAACGAGGUAGUAAAGACCGGAAUUUGGGUAGGCGACUGCUUUAUUUAUACAAAUUCUGUAAACCGCAUUAACUACUGUGUUGGUGGUGAGAUUGUUACCAUAUCCCACUUGGAUCGCACAAUGUAUUUGCUUGGCUACGUGCCAAAAGAUAAUCGCCUGUACUUAGGUGAUAAGGAGCUUAACGUCAUCUCAUUUUCACUUCUGCUCUCUGUACUUGAAUACCAAACAGCGGUUAUGCGUCGCGAUUUCGAGCGGGCAGACGUUGUGUUACCCACUGUGCCUAAAGAGCAUCGCACAAGAGUCGCUCAUUUCUUGGAAAAACAAGGCUUUAAACAGCAGGCAUUACAGGUCUCCACCGAUCCCGAUCACAAAUUCGAUUUAGCCUUGCAAAUUGGUGAAUUAGAUGUAGCGUUGAAGUUAGCGCGCGAAGCAGAAAAUCCCCAAAAGUGGUCUCAAUUAGCUGAUGUUGCAUCACGCAAAAAUAACAUGCAGCUUGUCAAAGAGUGCAUGCAGAAAGCAAAUGAUUUCAGUGGGCUUUUACUGCUGGCAACAUCUUCAGGCGAUGAAAACAUGUUGGAGGAAGUAGCCGAAAGCAGUUCCAAACAAGGUCGUCACAAUAUUGCAUUCCUCUCGUCAUUCGUACGAGCUGAUGUGCAACGUUGUCUUGAUAUUCUAAUCGAGACAAAUCGUUUACCCGAAGCGGCAUUCUUUGCACGCACUUACAUUCCCAGUCAAAUGUCGCGUGUAGUGGAACUUUGGCGUGAAGAGUUGGCCAAGUUUAACGAAAAGGCUGGCCAAUCACUUGCCGAUCCUGCCAAAUAUGAAAAUCUAUUCCCUGGGCUUGGUGAGGCACUGCGCGUGGAAGAAUUUUUGCAGAAAACACAAAACAAAAAAGUACCAGCUGCCACUGCCGCCAAACUACCCCUCAAUAUUGAGCGUAAUCCCAUUGAGGAAAUGCAUGCAGCUGAGCAACGUGGAAUUUUCGAAAGCAAUAGCAAGCCAGCUGCGCAAUCGUAUAAGAAAAAUGAUGACUUUGAGGACGAAUCGGCGGCCACUGUUGUAGCCACUUCCACUGCGGUCGCAUCUGCAUUAAAUAAAACAUCAGAUGGGCUGGAAAACGAAGGUGAUGACAUUGACGAUGAGCUAGAUCUAGAAAUUGAGGGUGUAACGCUGGACGAUAAUAUUGAUACGACAGAUGUUAAUUUAGAUGAGGACUUUUUAAGCGAUGACUAAGUCAACCGCUGUCCACUUUCUUUUUACCAUACCACAAAAAAAAAUAUUACAUUUACAUUAAGAAAUUUAUUCCCAUACACGAAUUGUUAUCAUUUAUUAAGUUCUUUUGCAUUGGAACUGUGUUAGUCAUUCUUUGAUGUAACAAUACUAAUGUGAAAAUGGUUUAAGCCGAAUAUGAGAUAUUGGAUAUGCACAGUACGCAUCCGUGGCAAUCGACGAUUAUUAAUGCUACGGCAAAAAUUUAAACAUUCUGUAUAAAUUUAUUAUAAUACAAAAUAAAGGAAAUACUUAUAGCAAAUAA